UCUGUAUAAAAUGACAAAACUAAACUGCCAAAAUCUAAAAUUAGUCAGUAUCGCAUCGAUCAAGAAUGUGUCAAUAACUAAAUAUUUAACUCUGUUCUUAUCAAUCUCAGCCAGUUUAAAAAUGGAAAUAUUCCCGUCCUGCAUAGUUCUCAAUGCAAUCCUUGUGUUCCUUAGUCCCGUCGUGAUGGGAAGAACGGAUCUGAAUUAUUACGAAAAUGCGAGAAAUUCUGCCUCCUCGUGGGAUAAUAAUUUGAGACGGGAAAGAAGCAAUAAUUUCAAUAGGUUGGACCAGCAGGAGGACCUGAUAUCUGAAGGGUCACAUCGUUACGGUCAAAUCAGACGAGGUGGACCACCUUCUUACCAUCAUGGGAGAAGAAAUAAUAAUGCCCUGACUUCUUUCCUAUUCGGUCUUGGCGCAGGGUCAGCGGCACUUUUUGGUGGGGCCAUAGCCGCUGGGGUUGUCUCGACGGGAUGAAAAUUGCAUUAUUUUACUAUUUGAAUUUAGUUCUGAUUUUAUUUAUUUAUCCUGCAUCUCAUAACACCACAUCAUCAUCAAAUUCCCUAUUUUACGUAUAACAAAACGCAUUCUACAAACUUUAUUAUUGGCAUCGAACUACGAAAUUAAGUUAUUUUGCUUUCUAAUAAACAAACAAUGAUAGUGACACAAAACUUCAAUACUAUACUUCCAAUUUAAUGACAUGCAUAAUUAUCAAGAUUUAUUGAUCCCGUUACAUCUCACUCUUAUUUUCGGUGUAGCCCUUUUCUCGUCUAGUCUGAAUGGAAGGCACUUUCUCACGGCACCAAACCACGUACGUUAAGGGAUCCCGUUACAGCAGGUAUUUCGUCACGUUGUUAUGUGCCACCUUUAUUGCGAGGUCCCGUUGAUCUGGCUAAAUUUAGCGUGAUUGACAAUGAUUUUAUGCUGGACGCUUAAUGAUUAUUAUGACGUUAAGGGAAGGGUAAGGUCAAGGCUUUUCCAUGUCCAAGGCUCAGUUCAUCGCAGAAUUUCGUGGUAUCAUCACGAUUUUUUUGCUGUCCUUAUCAUUAUUUUGAAGAAUCUGGAAAAAUGCAUAACACCCGAUUUUUCAUGGGUGUGUCCACCCUAUUUCUGAUUAAUUUGUUAAGAAUUUCUACAGUUUUGAGUGAAAGAAGUAAUUCCAGCGGUGGGAUGAAUCAAGUCAUUAAUCAGAGCGUUUCGGAUUCUGAGUCGGUGAAUGUGCAGAACAAUUUGGCAUCUGCGGAGAAUGAAGUCUCAGACGAGUCAGAUGACAGCGAAGAUUUUGAAGAUGUCAUCAACUCGCAUGAAAUGCACUCGAACGCCACAGAGUUUCAGUGUGUGGAGGAUUCCCUAGACAAAAAUGGAGAAAUUAUGACCAGCGAGGUCGACAUCUGCAAAGCCGUAUCGCUCCAAUGCCUUCACGACAGUUUGCAAACACUUUUGGAAGAUCCAAACAAACAAGUUUCAGGACGAGAUUACGCCUGCAUCCUACUUAAUCUCUUACAAAGAAAUACCGAGCACACCAACACCGUCACAAGUUUGGAGUCAGCCCUUAAAAAAACGGAAAACGAGUUGAACAAACUCACCAAAACUGUGGAUUCUCACGACGCAAAAUUCAUCCCGAUCGACAAACUAAACUAUUUUGAACAUUUGGACAAGAUCAAUUCCGAUUUUGAAACGAAUGCUGCCCAACGAGUCCAAAAACUGGAAGAACAAGUCACCAACCUCACCCAAGAUAUGACCGUAAUGGAAAUGCGACGCUCCAACGGGGAAUCCCAAAUUAAAAAGAUGGUCCUCGAGAACCAGAAACAUUUCGAAGAAUUGUCCCAAAAAUUAAACUCUUCCGUUGACAAGGAACAAUCCCAAUUCAACGCCUUUGAAGAAUCUCUCCUCCAGUUGGAAAACAUUGGAAACAUGUGGUCUGAAAUUUCCACCCACGUGGAACAAUUGGAGUCACGCAGUUCAAAAACUGAGGUUGAAAUGGUUUCGAAAAUUCAAGAAAUUUCUACAAACUUGACCAUCCUUCGUGACCAAGUUGUUCACGAAACUGACCGCGUCAUCAAGGCGGAGACCACUUUGAGACAAGACCUCCUCGAAACUAUCUCCACUUCUAGCAAAACAUUGGAGACUAAUCUCACCCAAAAAAUUGACGACUGUCAAGACACCUGUUUAAAAUCGCAUGCCACCCUCGCCCAGGAACUGGACCACCACACGGCACAAAUUCACACCGAGAUGGAAAACGCCACCCGAAGUAUGAAAGAACUCUUACAAGUCCCCAUCAAAUCCUUGGACAGUCUUGAGGUCGACCUAAACUCGCUCAUCGUGAGCGAAAAAUCUCGCGCACAACGAGCCGAAGCCAUCCUGGCGGAAACCCUGCUGAAACACACGGCCACCAAUGUCGAACUCCAAGCCAUGAUUAACAACGAAGUACAACGCGCAACUCUGUCUGAAGACGGUUUACAGAACUUAAUCAAAGAACAAAAAUCCAAACUGGUCAUUCUCUCGGACGACAUGCGAGCUCAGAUCAACAUAGAAUCCCUCCGAGCUAAAGGAACCGAGGCGCAGUUGUCCUCCAUCAUUACGAAAGAGAUGGAGAAAACGACCAAGGGUCACACCGAUGUGCAAGCCAGGAUGGAAAAGUUGGCCUCUGUUUUAAUCGAAGAGUCAAAAAGAGCCAUGAAUGCAGAGGAAGAGCUGGAAAGUAAAAUAGCUGAAGAAAUUUCACGCGCACAAACAACCGAAUCCGGUCUGCUGGACAAUAUCAAUGACGAGCUUAAACGAGCCUCAGAACGGGAGGACGUUUUGAAGGAAAUGUCGGUCGGAAAUGGGCACAAAAUCAACCUCGCUGAAGAAAAGGUGGCAACUUUACAGAAAAAUUUAGACAAACAGAUCGAAAACUGUGAUCAAGUCGUGAAUGUGAAUGUCAAUUUGAACAAUAACUUUGCAAAGAUGAUGUCCGACCAUGUCACGUUGAAGGAUCAUCUUAACGCGAGAAUGAACAACGAAACGGAACGUGCGGAACGAGUGGAGGGCGACAUUUUAAAGGCGAUAACUCAAUUGGCCAACCAAUCUGUGGAACUGGAGGGGAAAAUUGUGGCAGAAUUGACCACUCACACGGAGAAAGUCGAGACCGCCCUGCUUUCCCAGAGGAACUUGACUGAAGAACUGGGCCUCGGUUUCAAUCAGGUGAAAGUGGACCAUGCCCAAAAUUAUAGUCUGAUCGUGGACAAGAUGACGACGCUGGGGGAGGUCGUUGUACAUCAAUUGGACAAAGUUGCCUCUGCCACGGGAGAAGCUGGCAAAAAUUUUACGGUACACUUGCUCACAUUGGCGAGUGAGGUGGAUGAUAAGAUUGACGCGUUAAGUAAUCGGGUUAACGAGAGGUUUGAGAAAUUGGAGUCGGAAAUUUCAGAACUAAACGCUUUCAAAACUCCACCAAAACCAGUUCCAACUCAAUCGAGUGGCGUUUUUAAUCGGAUUGUAGGAUUUUUUGCGAGACGACCGAACAGUAGAAAUGGUACGAAGACAAUCAGGAGAAACCUCGUUAAGAAAAAUAACAAUCUCACGGUGACAAAGCAGAGGAAAAGCUCAGAACCGGAAGUGAAAGUUGACAAGGAUAAGAAAGAAGGUGACCCAAUCUCGACCCGGUUGAGAGUUGAGGACGUAUUUUCUGAGGAAAAAUAUGAUGACGAGCAUACCACAGAAGAGGAAUUGAUAACUCAGUUAACUGACGGGAUAAAGUUGAGGAGAAAAGGGGUCGGGAGUGGGAGACAGAUUCCAAUCAUGAUUCAAAGAUCGAAUUCAAAAAUUAGAAAUAUUUAUGGCUAAAAAACAGGAUUUGUUACUUAACUAAGGUUGGAAAUAUACAGGUGCUCAUGCAAAUUCUAAUUAAGUUCAUGAUGUAGAUAAGAAAUAUCAUUUUUCAUGAUAAUUAAGACAAUUAGUUAUGAUAAUAAUUGCUGUAUGGUGCUUCCUGUUAGUGUUUAUUAUACAUUGAGACCAUUUUAUACGUUAUUUAUUCAUAGAUUUCUCGCCGGUUUGGGUGCAAAAUAAAACCUGAUUUGUACCCAGUUGGCAUUAUUAAAACAAAUUGAUUGAUUAAAUACUACGCCCUCAUUUAA
This is a messenger RNA of Folsomia candida, 4119 nucleotides long. Its product is annotated as centromere protein F-like. The transcript is spliced from 5 exons. The record is from RefSeq and is a predicted model, not a curated record. NCBI's taxonomy places the organism in Eukaryota, Metazoa, Arthropoda, Collembola, Entomobryomorpha, Isotomidae. Bases 1067 to 3826 code for a protein of 919 amino acids.